UGACGUACGAGCUGCUAAAACGAAACGUUUUCUUGGACUGUUCGUGUGAGAGAAAGAAAUCUUCGGCAAAGAAAUGGCAGAAGUUGCUCCAGCUCCAGCCGCAGCCGCCCCGGUUAAGGCUCCCAAGAAGAAAGCAGCAAGCAAGCUUAGGAAAGCGGGGCCCAGCGUUGGGGACUUGAUCGUGAAGGCAGUUUCUGCUUCUAAGGAGAGACACGGAGUUUCACUGGCUGCCUUGAAGAAGGCUCUGGUCGCCGGUGGUUACGACGUAGAGAAGAACAAUUCUCGUGUAAAGAUUGCAGUCAGGAGCCUGGUGACCAAGGGUACCUUGCUUCAGACUAAAGGAACCGGUGCCUCUGGUUCGUUUAAGCUGAACAAAAGUCAGCCUGCUGUGAAGAAGCCCGCCAAGAAAGCAGCUCCUAAAGCUAAGAAGCCAGCGGCGGCCAAAAAGGUAGUAGCGAAGAAGCCUGUAGCCAAAAAGUCGCCCAAGAAGAAGCCCGCUACAGUGAAGGCUAAGAAGAGCCCAAAGAAGGCCAAGAAGCCGACAGCAGCGGCUAAGAAGCCGAAGCCGGCCAAGAGUCCGAAGAAAACCAAGAAGCCGGCUGCAAAGAAGGCGACUAAGAGUCCUAAGAAAGCAAAAGCGACCAAGCCAAAAGUUGCCAAGCCCAAGAGCGUCAAAGCGAAGAAAGCGGCUCCUAAGAAGAAGUUUCAAUCAGGUCGUCUUAGCUUCGGUGUAUGAACCAUAGUUCGGUUGGAAGACGUGGGACUCAUAACACUAUUGGAAAGACGAACAAUCGCCGGACAGAAAUAUUGUAAUACUGCCAAACAACCUUUUCCUGGUAAAAAUUGUUAGAAGCUCAAUGGAUGACAGAAACUCCACUAUCCACCAUGCUCCAGAUAUCAGAGCCUGUGAAAACUCAACAGCCCAUCAAAAAAAAAAAUGUAAUCUGGGGGCCCAUCUGUGCCAUCCACAUCACACGCAUUUUAAAGCUGCGUAUUUUGGCAUUUGUUUUUAAUCUCCUAAAUGUUAUUUUUCUGACAUUAAACAUUUAUCUAAUUUGAUUUCAUAUUACAAACAGUAUUACAAACUUUUAAUGUGA
Messenger RNA from Anguilla rostrata (American eel), 1097 nucleotides. RefSeq names its product histone H1-like. Gene Ontology annotation, molecular function: DNA binding; structural constituent of chromatin. Lineage: Eukaryota; Metazoa; Chordata; Actinopteri; Anguilliformes; Anguillidae. Bases 74 to 736 code for a protein of 220 amino acids. Gene Ontology annotation, cellular component: nucleosome. The record is from RefSeq and is a predicted model, not a curated record. The transcript is spliced from 2 exons. Gene Ontology annotation, biological process: nucleosome assembly.